Molecule: messenger RNA, 1101 nt
Organism: Elephantulus edwardii (Cape elephant shrew)
Lineage: Eukaryota; Metazoa; Chordata; Mammalia; Macroscelidea; Macroscelididae
Gene: TAAR6
Product: trace amine associated receptor 6
Exons: 2
Coding region: 1-1101 (366 amino acids)
Biological process (GO): G protein-coupled receptor signaling pathway
Cellular component (GO): membrane
Molecular function (GO): trace-amine receptor activity
Source: RefSeq, a predicted model, not a curated record
AUGGAAAAGUCAAUCUCCAAUUUCAUUUGGAAUGGAAAGAGCAGAAUGUCUCCCAGUGUAAACAGCAGUUUCCUGAGCAGCAGCGCGCCCCCAGUGCAGCUCUGCUAUGAGAACGUGAGCGGAUCCUGUGUCAAAUCUCCUUACUCGCCUGCGCCCCGCGUGAUGCUGUACCUGGUAUUCGGCUUAGGGGCUGCACUGGCCACAUUUGGAAAUCUCCUGGUGAUGAUUUCAGUCCUGCAUUUCAAGCAGCUGCACUCUCCCACCAAUUUCCUGGUCGCCUCCCUGGCCUGCACUGACUUUCUGGUGGGGGUGACAGUGAUGCCCUUCAGCAUGGUCAGAGCAGUGGAGAGCUGCUGGUACUUUGGGGAGACCUUUUGUACUUUUCACACGUGCUGUGAUGUGGCGUUUUGCUACUCUUCUCUCUUCCACUUGUGCUUCAUCUCCAUCGACAGGUUCAUUGCUUUUAUUGACCCUCUGGUCUACCCUACCAAGUUCACGGUGUCUGUGUCAGGAUUCUGCAUCAGCAUCUCCUGGAUCCUGCCCAUCGUCUAUAGCGGAGCCGUGUUCUCCACAGGAGCCAAUGAUGAUGGGCUGGAGGAAUUAUCUAGUGCCUUAAACUGCGUGGGUGGUUGUCAGGUAGUGAUAAACCAAAACUGGGUGUUGGUAGACUUUCUGUUGUUUUUCAUGCCUACUCUAGUUAUGAUCAUUCUUUAUAGUAAGAUUUUCCUUGUGGCUAGAAAACAAGCCCAAAAGAUUGAGACUACUAGUAGCAAAACCCAAUCUUCAUCUGGAACUUACAAAGCCAGAGUUACCAAAAGAGAGAGAAAAGCAGCUAAGACCCUGGGGAUCACUGUGGUGGCCUUUCUGAUUUCGUGGUUACCGUAUAUGAUCGACUCAUUUUUUGAUACUUUUUUUGGUUUAAUGACACCUCCCUAUGUGAAUGAAAUAUUAUACUGGUUUGCUUAUUACAACUCUGCUGUAAACCCUUUGAUCUAUGCUUUAUUUUACCCUUGGUUUAGGAAUGCAAUCAGAAUUAUUAUAACUGGCCAAAUAUACAAAGAGAGUUCCUCCACCACAAAUUUAUUUUCUAAAGAGAGUUAA